AUGAAGGCCGAGGGAGGGAGGAGCCCUAAAGGAGAGCCGCCCACGGCGGUGUACCUGCAACUGUACCAAAAGAUAAGUAUCUACUACGAAUGGGCCAUUAACGAAGAGGAAAGAAAGAACAAAAGAAUAUUGCGGAAAGGUAAAACCAUUAAUGAGUUGCAACAAGUACAGAGAGAACUAGUGGAUUUCUUUGAUGAAAAUAUCGACCUCUUUGCCAACCCAUUUCAUUUCUUACAAUACGAAGAAGAAGAUGUAAAUAAAAGUGACUUAAGGAAUUACAUUACAGACAAUUGUUCUUACUUAUUAAUUUACAUGGAAGACAUCGUCAAGUGUUCCGUAAUCCUCAACCGCAAUGCCAUGCGUGUGUGCUCUAUGUUUAACGAGGUUUACCAAAGAAUUCAAAACGAUUGUAUAAAAAAUGAACUGACAAAAUCCGAUUUCAUCUGCGAAGUUCUUAAGGUGUGUAUUGAAAAGGAGAAUUUAAUCCUCAUGAUAUUUUUCAGCAUUUUGAAUUACGUAAAUAAAAAUGAGAGGGUUGGAGUGACCACGAGAUAUGGACAUUUCAGAUCAUCGAAGAAUGAGUACCUCAGUGAGGAGAAGGAAGAGAAUUUCACAGACUUGGAGAGCAGAAAGCGUGCACAUGGGCACGCCGAUGAUGAAACUGGAAGUGCAGGGGAGGAAGAUGACCAUGCUGCUGACGCGGACGAUGAAGACAUGAGGACAACGAGUGGAGCCACUUCUUCGUCUAACAACUCCAUCAGCAGUGUGCGUAUGCCCAGGAGAAUCUCCACAGAUUUUAACUCCACUACGAGAAUUAACGCAGACAGAUUUUCUUUAUAUAUCCUAACUCAACUAACGGAAAACGACUUUGUGGAGAAUAUUCUUUCCGAAGUCGAAAGAAUUCUGAAAUUUCUAAUUAAGUAUGAUGAUCUUUCUUCCCAAAUGGAUUAUGUCUUUAGCUACAGAGCGCAUAAAAUCAACGUUUUGUUCAACCUAGUCGAUAUCCUUUUCUUGUAUUUUUCAAAAUUUCAAGCCUCCACCACACAUGUCACUAGCUUAUUUAAGCUCAUUAACCAUGUGGUCUCUGCAAAGUAUUUCGACUUUGUUACUACUGAUCAUUAUGUCAAGGAACUUGACACCUUGCUAUUUGUUCAUGCGAGGAAGAAGAGGAAAACCUUUUUUAAAUAUUUGAAGAGUGUUCGUAACAAUAAAUUCGUUUCUCAGAUGGAGGAAUACUAUCGCCUGGAUAUGCCUGUGGAUUCCGUUGGACAGAUCGGUCCAGUGGAGACCAUCCCCUUAGGUAACCAACAGACGGGUGGCACUAACCACACCGGCAACAACGGGGUAGAUUCCAUUUUUAGAAAUUAUACCGACGGGGCCGAACCCAAGACCUUUGGCGGUGUUCCGCAAAGUGGAGGAAAUUCCGCGCAGGGCCAUGUCCCGAGCAUUUUAAUAAAUAACCAGGAGAAGGGGAAGGAAGAAAGUGGUAAGGGGGUGGGUACGCAAGGUGGUGCACUAACGAAUACAGGAGGGAGUGCAUUAAGCAACGCAUCGGCGAGCGGAACUGGAAACAUGCCGCAGAACUGUGCAAGCAGUUUUCCCGGUGCGUUUACCCCUCCAAAUAUAUCUCGGGACGGAAGGCACAAGCUGUACGAGCAACAGAGCGACAAGCUAAGAAGCAAUCACUACCUGAACCGGUGUUUAGAUUGUCAGGGAUACUGGUACAACUGCAAUUGUAGCUUAAACGACUUUGACAUGUCGAGCUUAACACUGACGACGCAGAUCAGCUUGCUAAUCAUUCUAUGUCUACACCCAAACGUAGAAAAAUAUGUGUACGAGAAGAAGAAGAACAUCGUCGUGGAAAAUGCCUCACUCAAUAAGGAAGAUGUUAAUUAUCUACUAGAACGCAAGAAGGAAAAAACUAACUUCCAAAAUUUCUAUUACCCGGACUCAUGGAGGUACAACUGUAUGAGUUCGCAUAAAGAGUUGAAGAAUCUGAACAGUCUAAAGAAUACCUACUCGGUCAGUUCCUCCUUCAUUAAGGAAAAUAUAUCGCAUUAUUAUUCUUUCUUUACUAAGAUAAGUGAGGAUGAGAAGCGGAAGAGGAAGAACACGAAAAGCGCGGAGAGGAUGAUUGGGUCUAGACAAAUAUCUGCAGAACAAAAUCUUCAGGGAGAAGAUUUCUGGAAAGGUGGAAAUGUAUCCGAGGGAGGAGAAAAUUCCAUGGAGAUAGAUCCGAAUGUAAUAAUACUACGAUUUGUUGUUAGUCUAUUCACACACAAUAAGGAGGAAAUUUUCUGGGCCAUCUUCGAAGGAAAUUUUUUCAAAAUCAUUUACGAUGUUGUGCUUAAAAAAAUUUCUAGUGCAACUCUUGUUGGUACUCUAAUGUUCCAUCUCUUCCACAUGUUGUUCUCAUAUUCUUUUAUAAAAAAUUCUCGCACAACCGACCUUUGGAAUUCCUUCAUGGAUUUUCACAUAAAGAAGGAUUUUCAAAUUAGGCGAAAAAAAAAGGAGGGAGAGGAUGCAUCUCUGAACAAAGGAAUUCCUCAAAUUGGCAUGGAUCAUUCUUCAAUGAAUCUUAUCCCUGGGGAGGUAAACCAUACAGAUGAGGCUCUUCUCCUUGUCGAUGCAUCUGAUUUUUAUAAAUCCCGAAUGGGGAAUGGUAUUACUUCCUCUACCUCCUCCAGAGGAACAACUGCACAGUACGGAUCACACAAUAUCAUUCAUAUAUAUAAACGGAAGGGAGAGUACAUAAUCGACGUGCUGACAUUUUUGAAAAUUCUUUGCAACAAUUAUCCUCGCAUGGUAAAAAAAUAUGUUUGUAUAUUGAAGAGCAUAAUUAAUAGAUACCACUCCCGGAUAAUGGAGUUUUCGCAAAUGGAUGAAGCCGUUUUCCAUCACGACGUUGAACACCAAACGAAUGAGUAUGCCAUGAGGAAGGGAAGUAACGACUUGGAGCAUCUGUACAACGUCAAGGAAAAUAACUUAGCAAGAAUAAAUGAAGAAAGGAGAAUUAUUAUAAUGAGAUAUAAAAAUUUAAAAAUAAUUGCUGAAGAGAAAAUGAAAAUUUGCUUAGACUUCUACUCCGACGUUUUUGUAAACGUAUUGGACUUUGCCUCCGUUCUAUGUAACAAUCUAUAUGAUCUAAAGGUAAUUGAGAAUGUAGUACUCUGCUUUAAAACACCACUUACGGCAAAUUUAAAUAUAUUUAACCUUACGAAGAAGCUGUACAGUCAGUUUGUCUGUACCUUGAAUGGAAAGUACAACGAAUUUUCAAAAAUUACCAAUCAAAAGAAUAUUUAUGAGAGGACGAAAAAUAACGAGAGAGGUAAUAAUGUACUUCAUUUUUUGGAUGACAGGAAUAUUAUGGGUACGAACAAAUUUAUGGAGAAGGAUUCCUAUAGGAGUGUUCUAAACGGGCGUAUUUUCUCCACUCCAUCUGGGGAUGAUCCCAAUGGCGGAGGAGUAGGUAGUUCUACUACCUUCCGCUCCACAGGAUCAACAUACACACAUGGUGAAGGAAAAACCUCCUUAGGAAGUACAGACAACAGUUGCUAUGUUACCUACCUGCACUACUUUAAAAUAUUGCUUAUUGAAAAACUGUAUGAACAGAACAAUGCCCUUAAGGGCAUUUUGAAGAAUCACCAAAUAUUGGAGUACCUACAGAACAACAACCUUUACCUGAACAAUCUGAUAAAGGAGAAUGCACUUGUGGAGAAACACUUGGUGGAACGGGGUGUAUUCAAGUAUGACCAUGCCAAGUAUGAAGCAUUCUGCAAGAAGCUCUCUCUGCAGAGGGAUCACCACGCGGAAUGCGUACGUGAGGCUAAUCGGCUUCUCGAGGAUAUCACUAUGGGUACCGAGAAACUGCAUCCCUUCGCUGGAUGCAAGUUGGUUGAGAGCGGAGGGGCGGUCACCGCGAACCCCCCUACAACGCCCGCCGCGGCUACUACCUCGACUACUACCAAUGGGGUGAGCAUGGCCAACCAGACCAACCAGACCAACCAGACCAGCCAGACCAACACUGUCACCGCCAACGCCACCGGGGCCACCCCGCUACUAGUGAAGAUCCUCGCACAGGAGAACUGCAUCGACUAUCUCCUGGAGGAGAACAAAUUAACGGAGAACCUGCUACGAGAAAAUAACUUCCUGAAAAGCGAGUUCAAUAGACACAACGUGGUGGAUACGCUCUUCCAAAACAAGAUGGAUGAAGCCCAUCUGGAGGGAUUGAAAACAAUAACACAGAAUGAGUACGACGUGAAGCAGAUUCUAGAAUAUGAGGAGAAGAUAAAAAACAUUAGCAAGAACAAUGAUGGAUCGUAUAACAGCAAAGAGGCUAUAAAAAUAUUUUUUGAGGAAAACAAAAACGCAAUGGAUUUCUUCCUAGACAGUAAGCAUAAAAUUCCAAUGUUUAAGAACGACGACUUGACUGCGAAUAACGAAGACAUUAUGAAUAGAGCAAAGGUUAUCCUGAAAAAUGAACUACAGAGUGAGAGAAAAGGUAUCAACAUCGAUGCGAGGUAUCUUCUCGCAAACAUAUUUGAGCAACACGUGUAUCCAUACAAUUCUUUGAAGAUGCUAGAGAAGUGUCUUCUCUUCCUCUCUUCCGUGAAUAAUAAUAAGCUCUGCUAUUAUCUUCCCAUAAAUAAAAAUCUUCUAAUUGACUAUAUCCUGUUGGAGCAUUACGAAGGGGGCGUCGGCACAGGUAGUGGUGGUGGUACGGUUGGAGGAGGUGCUGGCGUGGGAUCCAAUUCCCGUAGUGUGGAAAGCCUGAAAGCGGAGUUGAAAAAAAGCACGCAAUAUCACCUCGAACAUGAAAACAAGUUAUUUAAAAUAAAAAAUAGAAAAUACAACAAUUUAAUUUCUCUUGUCGACACGGAAAACCUCAUUAACACAACCAAUUUUAAAAAUGUGUUUAUUCAUAAUUUAAAUCUACAGAAUAAGGUGAGUGAAGCCAAGGAUAGGAACAUCAAGCAGUACAGAACCAUGCACUUGUUAGAUAUUCUGUACGAAAUUAUUAAGACUAAGUAUAACUCUCAAAUUGAUAUUAUCGACUUGAAAUGCCUCUGUAUAGAAAUCCUUUGCUCAAGUUUUGUAAAAAAUUCAUCCUCUGCUUUAUCCGUUUUGUGCACCCUUACGGAGAUUUUCCCCGACCUGUUGCUCGAAGUCACUAAAAGAUACAACGAACAGAGCGAUCGCGUUACGAAACACUUCGAGCAAGUGGAUAGGUUAGUUUCUUUGGGACACCUUAAGAGUAAGACACUGGAAGUACUCGCUAGUAACUUCUCCUUUCCUUAUUUUAAUAUUAAAAUAAUUAUCACAUUCAUGAAGUGUGUGAAUUUUUUAAUAUACAUGAUUGGCAUUAAGAGAAAAUUUAACCUCUCCUUGACGCGGGUUUGGCACUUUUUCAAUAACAUUGAUAAGAUUGACGAGAUCGACCGGAAGAUUAGACGCACAGGGAAGAAUCUGGAAGGAGCGAGAGGAAGAGGUGAGGAGCAUGACCCAAGGAAAAAGGGUUACUACUCUGACCAUUUGGAGGAUGUGUAUGGCAGCGGAAAGAAAAAAGGAAAAGGAAAGAACUACAUUUUUUUCGACAUUUUUUAUAACUUUGAUCGAUUUUUUGACGAGCUCUGUACGGAGGAUGAGAAAAGUCAAGGGGAUUGUUCUGCUAGAGAGGAUGGAGACCAAUAUGAAGAGGAAAAUUCGAAUCUAGGCAGAGGCACAGCGAAACGGAAGAAGAAACAUUAUAGUAAUGUAACGCACAUAAGUGGAACGCAGAGCGGUGGUCACCAAAACGGAGGAAGCAAUAACGCAGGAGAAGAAGCAGAAGGAGAACCCGGAUGGAGCCUGGGAGGAAGGAAUCAAAACACGGACCAGCAGAAUGAAGACAACGACGAUGUGUACGAAAAUUGUUUAAAGAAAAAGCUAAUGAUUGACGAUUGUGAAAAAAACGUAUGCAAACAUUUAAUCCUACUUACCAACUACGUUGUCCAAAAUGUCUUUUACAACCUUAUCAACAAUUUUGUUUUAAAAAAAAUAAGAGACAAGAAAUACGAGAAUGAAGAUCAGUUAGAUGAGAAUGUGAAGCUAGAGUUCUUCAUGAACCGUCAGGAGAACUCUCUCUUCAGAAGGAGAUACAAUUACUAUUUGCAAAAAUCCAAAAAUAUAGAAACUCAAAUUAAUAAAUUGCAGAACGAGAUUAAUGUAAACACAACCAAUAUUUUUCAGAUGGAGCAGAUGCUAAGGCAGAACGGAGUUCCUUUUGAACCAUAUGCAUUUGCUCAGCGAAUGCUCAACCAGUCUUUUGCUGACAUUGGAAAUUUUGGAGAUUCUCUUUCUCCUCAUCCUGGUGGUGCGUCGAGUUUGUUAUCUCCUUCUCCUUUUAACCAACAGAACAGUACUCCAGGUGGUUCUACUACAACGUUAUUCAACGAAAGGAACCUCUUCGGUAUUAAUACUUCUCCCCUAUCGACUGGGUUUGGCAACACGGGUACCAUGGGGACCACAAAUGCAGCGUUACCCUUUACAAGAUCAGAUAACCAAACGGGGGUAACCACAUCUAAUUUGGGAUUAUCCGCCACUGGACAAGCCACUCAACAAUCAGGACAGCUAAUGGGAUCAGGUGGCACGGGUAGUACGGGAAACCUCUUCGGAUCUUCAUCCAAUACAUUUCUGAAUAGCUCAACAGGAGGUGGUCUAUUUGGUACACAGAGAGGAGGAACCCUUUCCGCCUCGCCCAGUAUGACAGGAUCAACACUGGAGAAUGCAAGAACAGCGUACGAAUCUUCUACCCGUUGGGCCUCCCCCUCUCUCCCAGCCACAACUGCGCUAGGGGCAACAACCCCUGCGGCGAGUUUCUCUUCUUUCAUGGCAGGUGGGACACUUAACAAAGGAACGACCGUGGGCAAUACGGGUGGCCUAUUCAACACGCCAACGAGCGCCCUACUAACGAACAACAAUGCAAAUAAAUCAGUAGGGGGAUCUUCACUCUUCGGAUCCAACAUGACCUCAUCUACAAGUUUAUUCGGCACUUCCAACACCACAAAUAGUGGCGCAUUAGGGUUCAGUCAAAAUGGAGCUACAUCGAAUAGUGCUUUACUUAGCAAUACGAACAAGCUUCUUGGAAACAGCUCGGGGGGCACAUCAAACCAGAUUCUUCCACAAGGAGGGGCCUCAUCGGGAGUAGGUGGAUUAGGUGAAGUAGGAAGAAAUAUCUUCGGGAGCACGUCAAAUCAAUCGACUGGUACUUCCUUCGGGGGGAGCAUGUCUUCAAACCCGAAUCACCAAUUCAUGCAGAACAACGCAGGAUCUCAAUUUACAACUGCAGGAUCUCAAUUUGCAACUUCAGGAUCUCAAUUUGCAACUGCAGGAUCUCAAUUUGCAACUGCAGGAUCUAGUGGCCUAAACAAGCCCACUUUGUUCACCCCAGUUAGCCAAAAUAGCGUAUUCACUAAUACGUCCUUAUCGUCUGCAAACAACACAUCCAACUCCUUCUUCAGUACCAAUAGGGUUGGAACAAAUGCAUCCACGACUAGCUUUCUCAGUGGAAAUGCAAGUAUGAACAGUUUGUCGAACCCACUUGUACAAAACAACGGAGCCAGCAACCUGAGUAAUGUUUUUUCAUCUAGGAUGGAACAGAAUCAGAAUUCUAACUUUAUGUCUUCACAGAGUACAGGCUUGUUCUCACAAGGGGCAAGCACUUCCUUAAGUAACAACAAUCCCAUGCAGAAUCAGAUGAAUAACCAAUCAACGCAGUCAAAUUCUCCAUUUUCUCUUAUGAACAAAUCUACCACGCUAGGUACUGGCGUCACGGGGCAAACGACAUCGUCCUUUACGAGCAUGUUAGGAGGAGGGACCACAACUUUAUCAAAUAUGAGCGGUGGUAGUAAUUUAAGUGGAGGUAGUUUAUUCGGGGGUGGAUUAUCUGGUACUAAUAACUCACUAGGACAGAACACCUCAGGAAAUUUAUCCACCAUGAGCGGAACGAAUAACUCUCUAAAUCUUUUUUCAGGCCAAACCAACUCUUCCCUUUUGUCCGGUCAAGGAAUUCUCCCAAGGACGGGUUUGUUUGGAAGUGCCAACUCGUUUGGAGGUACCUUUCAGGCAAGCGGACUGAGUGGGUCUAUCCAGAAUGUGGAACAACUUAAGAAUCUAUACGAGGGUUUGAAGGUAAAGACGAACGCACUGUACGCAGAGGUGUACAAGAAUCGAUUAGAAUUGAAAAAGAACGAAUAUAAUCUUCUUAAGGAAAAGAAAAUUCAUGUAAUAAAGGAGAACAAAAUGAGAGAGACCAAGAGUAAGGCAGAUAUAAACUUCAAAGACAGAGAAAUGUACGUUUUGAUAGUACUCGUAUUUAUGUACUUUAAGUUAAUUCUCAAAGGACCAUUACCCCUAAGCGAUAAGAAUAGAAGCAUGAACAGAGUGAUGAAUGAGCGCUUCGAUUUCUCUUGCGAUUUCAGACCUACCAUGUAUCUGUUUGACGAAAUUUUAGGAGAGUCCAACAAAUUCAUGAAUAUAUUUCUGAAUGUAAUUUUCCUAGAUAAUAUUAUGCACGAGGAGAAUCGGGCCCUUCAGGAGAUGAUUCUCAAGUGCAAGAACUAUGUUGACUACAUCAGUUUGUGCAACCAACGCAAGAACCUCUUCGUGAAGAAGGGCGGUGGAAAUAAUCUGAACCCUACUGCUGGGGAGAAGAGUGAUGUUUUUAGUUCAGCCACAUCCCAAGUUUAUUUCGAUAAGAAGAUGCAAUACCUGACAUGUUCCUACUCAAAGGGAUUUUACACCUCCCUCUUUCUGUGUAGGAUGAAGAGCCUAGGGUUGGAUAUUCUAAAAAUUCUCUUCGAAAGAGAUGUUCUGUUCAUCCACAUGUACACUCUAUGGAAGAAUGAAAAAAUGUUACACAGGAAGAUUGAUAAAUUUCACUUCGAUCUGAAUCUGGUGGAUGCCAAUUCUUCGAAGAAUGAAGGCGUCACUUCCAGCACGACAGGGGGAAAGAUACCAAAUGGAGUUGUAUCCGGAUCAACUGCCGGAGGAGCGGGUAGAAGCAUCCCCACAGAAGGAGAGGAUGACGGAGGAGAAAACCUUGCAGGGAAAGAUAUAAGCGUAACCGAAUCAUUGUGCACCCCUAUGUGUGUCCACAAUUUUCUCUUUAAAAACAUCAACGUGAAUUCCAGAACGACUUAUCUCGUACUUUUGUUGAAAAAUUUCCUCAGGACAAAAGAAAUGGACAAGGUCAUCAUAUAUCUUAUCCUACAAAUUUUCGUACGAGAUUGUAGAACCACCAUUAACAUACUUAAAAGAGAUAAGGAAUCUUUUAAUUUUUUGAAAUAUGCCUUGCGUACUAUUUUUAUAUUUCAUCUGAACAGACAGAAAUUUAACAACUGCUACGUUAUUUCGAAUAGGACCAUCCAGAUGGAGAGAAUUGUCCAUAACUUUGUGGACUUACCUCUGCUGUAUUUCCUCCAACGAUCUUCUAACCGUAGUAGAAGCAAUACCCUUGUGAAUGAAAAAACGAGAAGAAGAUUGGCUAAUCACCAGGGGGUGGGUGGGAGUCGCAAUAAGGAAGUGUUGAACACCACCAACUGGUUAUCAUAUUUGAAGAACCAGAGGCAACGAAAUGGCUCCGAAGUGGAGGAAGUGGAUAACCGUGAUGAUGAUGAGGAUGAUGUAUGUGAGGAAGGUUAUCUACAGGAGGGAGGGAUACAUCGAAGGGAGAAGUUUCAAGCAGCUAGGAAAAGACGAAUGGCCAUGGCUAUGCCUAUGACUGGAGAACACCCACAUAGUAGAGCAGGAUUGGAGAAUUCCCGGGGGGGAGGAGAUUCUUAUAUUAAUAAUGAUGAAGAGUACUAUGAUGGUGAGAGCAUCUCGUAUGGGGAUACGGAUCAGGGUGACGACACUGAGGAUGAAUACGAUGGGGGUAAUUACUCAUCGUAUGAUGGAAGGCACCCUCAGGAUGACGACCUCUCUUACGACGACAGCGAGGAGGAUGAGGAUGGAGACGGCCGGAUGAACAAGGACCUAGUCUACAUGAGCGACAAUGUGUACGAAGGUGGCAAAAGCAGAGGAAGGGAAUUAAAAAGGCAAUACAGAUCCGAGCGGCGACGCCUCCAGUCAAGACGGAAAGAGAAAGAACCCCAAAUGGAUGAAGAACUAUUAACCACCUACCGACGACUGAAAUUGAAAAAAAAAAAACAAAUGAAGUACAUGUAUGAUUAUCUCUCCGAUAACGAUAUAAUAGAUACCAUUAAGAGUAAGAAGAUUUGUGUGUUUUACGACAACAAAGAAAAGGAAGAGGAUAAGGACAACCUCAGUUUGUACAACAUAACUUGUGAAGACAGGAAUGAAAACUACUGUAGAGAAGACUACUACAGGGAGAUAAAAUCUAUUGACUCCAAGGUGGUGGGAUAUUGUAGUUCAUACAAUUUUCUCCCUAUUAAUAACUUCUACACCGAGAAAUACGACUUCUUGGAGACCGAGCUUGUACAUGUGAGCGAUCUUAAACUGUACUUGUAUGUUAAAUCGUUUAAGCGGCACGCGUACUUUAAGAGGAUGCUGAGGAUAGAGAAUGCGGUAGGUGGGGGGGUUAGCGAUGGAGCAAGUGGUGGAGGAGAAAAACAAAAUGCACCAAUUAGCGCACCAAUUAGUGCACCAAUUAGUGCACCGAUUAGCGCACCGAUUAGCGCGAGUAAAGGCAACCCCAAUGCCCAGGAGCAGAAGGGAGGGAAACCCCCAAUGAAUCUCAGCAACGACGUGGAAGGUGGUCACACCGCCUCGAAGAACACACAGGAAGAAACCAAAGCAUUCGUCAACCGACACAACAGCUACGACAAAACGGACGAGGCAAAGGAUAUAGAAAAGACAAUCGAGAGAGAAUUAAAAUUCUACGACUUUUUCAACAAACUGAAUAAAUUAAACGAGAACAUGUUAUUCCCAAGCAACUUUCAAGACAACAGAGAUGAUCAAAUGAAGUACUUUGAUCAUAUAAAAAGAACCAUUAGUGCUGAAAAGGAAAUAUAUGGUAAAACAUAUCAUGAGGAGAAUCUCCUUGUUUCCAUAAAGGAUCUGUUAAAGGAGAAGAAGGAAGAAGCAGCCAGAGCGCUCACCACCCAAAUGAAGAAGAAACAUAUCUUACUAAACAACGAAUUGUGUGAAUGGAUAGAACUGAGCUAUCUCGUUCAUGUAGAUAUUGAUUACAAUGAUAUAAGAGGAUUAAACAAAAAUAGAAUCUUGAACAAUUACAGUAAAAUUUCUAUAACAAAACUAAUUCUCUAUUUUUAUGAAGUGCUUACGAGGAAAUUUCUAUUUUUGAACAACACAGACUCAUUGAUUGAGAAUUGUGUUCUGUCUCUACUGGGUCUAUCGUUUAUUCCAGCCAAGCAUAGCGAAAAGAGGAAUGUACUCCCAACCAUGGAAGAGGGCAUGGAGAUGGAACAACAGUGCUUCUUGAACACCAUGAUUGACAGUGUCAUCGUUGAUUUUUCCUCCUUUCAUAGUGUGCGAGAAUUGAUACAUGUGGAUUACCGCCCAAGGGUGGACGAACAGAACGACCAUCACAGUCAGGACGAUGGUAGGGACGAUGGUAGGGACGAUGGUGGGGACGAGGAUGACUACGGACAAGGGGAUGGGAUGAGGAGUUAUGGUGAUUCGCACUUCCAGCAAAUGAACGGUAUGGAGCCCUCAAAAAAACGAAACAAACUCGCCUCCAGGAAUGAAACGAAAAGCGACUACUACAAAAAGAACAUUCACCUGAGUAACCUAAAUAAUUGGAGGCAAUACAACAUAUUCGAAAAGAACUCCUACCUUACCAAGAGUUUGAACAUACUGUAUAUGAUUUUGAAAAACCAGAAAAUCAAGGAGUACGUAAUUUUUUUAAUAAGUAACAUGUGGGUAAAUAAGUUUAAUGUGUUUUAUUACCUCACCCAAAAUGUAGAUAUAGAAAAAUUGAAGGAUACAGAAAAAAUCGUUUUUUUCAGAAUUUCCUUCCACAUUUUAAAUGUGUUUGUUCCGAUCAUUGAUAACAUAUUGAAUAAUAUUGAUAAGCACGUGGAUCAAUUUAUGAAUAUUAAUUUCUCCAUAGGGGGUGCAGAGGGAACAGAGAAAAUGAGCAACGAUAGUUCUACAAUAGCUUCAAGUGAACAACAAUACAAGAAAAACGAGCAGAAAAAAGGACGACAAAAUGUUAAUCCAUUUCAUUCCAUCGUUAAUGAAAAUAAUUUCAAUGAAAAGAAAACCCUCUUUGAAUUCUUGAACCCCAUUUUCAAUUAUGACAAUUCCAAUAAUUUUGUAGCCCAUUAUCUACACAUGAUCAAAAAUUACAACGACAACUAUUUGAAACACUACGUCUAUCAUUACUAUUUGUUUAAUUACGAUUUUGGCUUUCAGAGUUUGUUUAAUUUUUCGAAUGUUGAAUUUUUCCACUAUUUGAAAAAUGAGAGUGGUGCGCAAUCAGAAGGGGUGCAGUUGUCUGUGGAGAGAAACGUUCAUGUUUUGUAUACCAGCAUCAUCAACACGUAUGUUAACUUUUGUGGCGUUCGCGGUGAUCCUCGCGGAAGUACUUACUCAGGGGGGGUGGCCGCUGCGCUCACGCGGAAGUACUACGAUCCAUUAUCACAGGCGGGUGUUUUGAUGGAGAUGGACCCAAAUGGAGUGUCCACUCAGAAUGAAGAAAAUGUGGAAGAUGUACAAAGGAACAAUUGUCUGAACGGUUCAGGUAAAAAUUUCAAUUUUGAGCAUUUGAAUGAAAUUAUAGGUAACAAGACAUAUCUGCGGAGGUUCCUAAGCAGGUACUACCUGAAUAGGAGUUGCUUGCAGGUGGGUGGUGACCAAGUGAUGCGCAAGAGUAGAUCCUCCAAAGGUUCAGCAGGUCGCACAGAUAAACGGGUGCGCAGGCGAAUGGGCAACCAAUAUGGUAACCGGACAGUUGUUGGAGAACGAUCCAAGCAAAAAUAUUUGGAAAAAAGUGUAUAUAUUUUUAACACUCUGAAUUACUUAAACAUCAAUUACAAGAAUUGGCUAGUAGUAUAUAGAACAUACAUUGAAAAGGUUACCUACCUAGUCGACCUUAUCCUAAAGAUAAAGAACAACAGAGUGAACAAAAAAAUAUAUUACCUACAAAAUUACCUGUACAUAAUUAACAAUAUACAGAAGCACCUCAAAGGAAUCACAUCCAUUAUCAAGUCCUCUCACUACAUCAAUUUUAAUAUUCACAUAAGUCCCAUUAUGUAUAUUGUUUACCUGUUUAUCACAAUUUUUUUCUUUUCGCAUAAUAAUUCUUUUGCCUUUAGUUACCUGGCCCGCACCAACCGUGGGCUGAAAAAUCUGCUCAAGGGUAAGAAGAAGGAAAACCUUUCCUUGUGCAAUGGAGAGGGUGAGUCGGAUGCCAAAGGAGAAGACAAAACAGAUGGUGGCGCCGCAGAACCCACAAUGAAAGAAACAACGGGAGGAAAAACCAGCCUACCUGACGAGGCAUACAAAAUUGAGGAACAUUUAAAAUAUCAUAAAAAAUUGAAAAUGUCUAAUUCUUUCUCCAAAAAAAUACUGAACAGAGAAUUUGAGGAAAAUGUAUUGAGACUCCCCAAAAGUGGUGGCGACGCAGAUUUCGAUGGCGGGAGAACUUCAUCGCCGUAUUCCCAGGGAAGGAAUUCCAUCUUCAGCAUUAGAGGUAAUAAUGGCACAGAUUAUAUGCGUAUUUCUGCUAGAGGUAAAUACAACGGAGAAGGUAGCUUCCCAGGGGAAGAGGAAGUGGAAGUGAUUGAAAGGAAUGGAAUAAAAAAAAAAAUACAUUACGACGUACACAGCGAAUAUGCGAAGCUGAUCCUAAGAAGUAAUGAAUUCUUUGAUGAUCUAUUAGAGCUAUUCAUUUUAUUAAUUACAAAGAAACACCCCAUUUUAAAUAAGUACACCAUUAUGUAUAUUUACGAAUGUCUGUACACGCUUCUGAAUAUAUAUCAUUACAACUACAUGCACAAUGGACAAGAGAACAACAUUGGAGAGACGAAAAAUAUGUUCCUCUCCCUCAUGAAGAGAAUCGAUCAAGAUGUUCUUAACGACUUUAUAUGUAACCUUUUUAUGGAUUCCUACAAGAGCUUCAUCACCAACAGAAAUUUCAUCAUUCCAGUUUAUUUUUACAGUAAUGUAUACAAGUUCAUUGAUUACAACACCGAGGUAUUUCUUUACACAAAUAGAGGAGCCUCACCAGUGGAACGCAUGUUAGCAAACUCAGGUGCGAUGGGCAUGAUGGAUGAUGAUCCAUUUGAGGAAGACACCGAUUGGGAAAACGACUUCUCGAACGGAAGGAGGAAUCUGGUUAAUUUCCACUUCAAGGAUCAUCUAAAAAACAAAGUGCACCUGAACAACCGAAGUCUGAACAUAUAUGAAGAAGCCUUCUGUUGCAACUUCUUCUACAAUCGAAACGACCUAAACGUGUUAAGCAUCAACUUAUUAAUUUUCCUUCUGAACAAAAUCGGAAUACACGAGAUAGAUAUCAAGAUAGAUGAGGAAAACAUAAAAAAACUGAUUAAGGGUAAUUUAUUUUUGAUGCACAAUUUGAAGGAACAAAACCAUAAUGACGAGAAAAUUUUACACACAUGCUUUUUACUAAGCUCCCUUUGUGACACGACAUAUGUGAAUGAGUUUGUACAGAAAGCAGAUCUCUUCAAUUUAUUUUUAAGUAGCAACAUUUUUGAUAAUUUAUAUGAAUAUAAAUUUAAUUACCUCUGUUCAAGUAUUCCCUUUUUGACAUUUCCUACGAACUUUCUAGAUAACAAGAAUAUAUAUCUGCCUCGUCCUUCCCUGAUCAUUUCGUAUGUAACUGUUAUUUUGAAAAUAGUCGAUAAGAAAGGUUUGCACUUGUUCAGGUGGAUUGGAAGUUGGAUUAUAAAGAACAUUCACAUCUUUGUGAAUCACUUGAUCGUUAAUAAUUAUUUGAUGAAAGCGAAGGAGAUAACGCACGAGGUGAAUAAUUUCACCACUUAUAAUCACGAGCUCGUGUAUAAGUGCCUGUGCUACGCCUCCACGUGUAACUUUGCCAAGAAGAAAGACGGGUCCUCAGACAGUGGAAACGAUACAAACGGUGUGAACCGUCCAAGUGAUCGUUGCGACAGUGGCGAAGAGAGAAUCGGCACAUGGACGCAGGGGAGACAACGCCAUGCAGAACGCGACUGGCUAGGAAAUCAACAGAAGAACAAAGGCAAUUCGGAGGAAUUUAUAAACCACACAAACAUGGGCGUAGUCAAUUUGGAUAUAAUAUACGCCAGUACCUACUACUUGCUGAGGCUGUACAAGAACUAUCUCCUCUACAUACACCAGAACUACCUGACCUUGAAGAAGCUGAAAAUAAUGAAGACGAAACGGGGUACUAAAGGACCUACUAGCAGAAGUGUCGGUGUGAAGAAAAAGAGAAGUGGCAACGAAGGGAUGAUGAUGAUGAUGAGGAGGAAAGGGUUGAUUGAAUCGGAUGAUGAUGAGGGGGUGGAUCAAGAAGGAGAAAUUAUGGAGGAUGGUUCAGGGGAAAGUAGCGAAGAUGGUGCGAGUGAAAUUGACAGCGCAGGAGAGGAGGGAAACCACCAUACUCUUGGAAGAAUAAAUCAAAGGGGAAGUAAACAUACAAUGAAUGUUCCACAAGGGGAGGCCUAUUACAACGGCCAUUAUAAUUACUACCAUGGAAGUGAGCACCACACGACUCAACAUGGUUCCAUUCAUCAGUGUGAUGAACUGAGUAGAACAAGUGGAAGAAGGAUGAUGACGAUGGGUUCUUCCCCCCCAAUUAAAAACUACAAUUCCGCAGUUGAUAACUUAUUUAUGGAAAAGAAAGUUCACAGUCAACCAAUGAUGUAUCAACCUCACGUGGAGAAGUACACACAACAUGUGUCCAAUGAGGAGGAAGGUGAAGAAAACGUUCCAUUCGCUGCAACAUUGGGUGAAACAUUCGAUACGUUGGAUGCAUCCCUGGAUACAGCGCUAAAGUUCGAAUACAACGAAAUUUCCUUAAACAUAUGCAACCUAAUCAAGGAACACAACUACAUUCUGAAUUAUAUUAAGGAUCUUCUAAGUAUCCUGUCGAUUUUUGUAGUGUAUGACAUAAGUUUGAACGAUGAAAAUGAAUUAUUGAACGAAAAUUUGAACAAGAGUAUGCUAGAAAAGCGAAGAAAAAAUAUAAGGACACAUCGUAUUCUUCAAAAUAUCAUCCCAAAAUAUUCUAUAAAAUUCCAUUGUAUUAACUUAUGUCUAGAUAUCAUUGAAUAUGACAUCGGAUUGUAUGAUGAGUAUGUCCAGGAAUCGAAAACCAAAUAUUGUGAGUACAUAAAAAUAAUUUUAAAAGUUUUCAUGAAUACCUGUUUUUACUUCAUAAAUAUAAUAAAGUUUGAAAAUUUUUCUAUGCUGAAAAGUGUUUCCUUGGCCAUGAAGAAAUUAACAAAUAUCAUUUACUUUUUGUUGAACAACCUCACUUCGAAGGAGAAGUGUCCUGAGCAGAAUUUCAUGCUUAACUGGUUGAUCUAUGACAAGACUGAGAGAACAGGUGCGUACCAUGCGGAGGGCGCUCAGAGCGAUAUGAAUGGAUCCAAUUACCCGCCCCAUCAGUCGUACCAAACGAACCAAUACGAAAUCAACACGGAGCUAUUUAACGCAGACUACAACCUCUUGGGGGAGAAGAAAAAUGGAGUAACCACCUCCACUGGCACAACAGCAAUGAACGGAGGGGCGCCAUCUGCUACCGCAGAGAACGUGAAGAAAUUUUUCGAAAACAUAGAAAUAGAUAUUCACGUCAUGAAGAAGAUACUUACGUGCGUUAUCUACUUCACCUACGCCAUGCUUAACAAUCAGAAGGUCAACCAGAUUAACAUCGAAAGUAUCAACCUCAAACAUAUCAACCGUAUCGACUUGAAGAAACUUGCCAACUCCUACCUGGAAAAGAAUAACAUUCUCAAUGUAUUCACUUUCAUUCUGCAACGCUCCACGCAGAUCUACUACCUUAUCUAUAACUACGCGACGGCGGCGUCGAAGAGAUAG
Messenger RNA from Plasmodium knowlesi strain H, 17004 nucleotides. RefSeq names its product nucleoporin NUP637, putative. The transcript has a single exon. The record is from RefSeq and is a predicted model, not a curated record. Lineage: Eukaryota; Apicomplexa; Aconoidasida; Haemosporida; Plasmodiidae. The coding region runs from base 1 to 17004 and encodes 5667 amino acids.